Molecule: messenger RNA, 987 nt
Organism: Tripterygium wilfordii
Lineage: Eukaryota; Viridiplantae; Streptophyta; Magnoliopsida; Celastrales; Celastraceae
Product: probable glutathione S-transferase
Exons: 3
Coding region: 139-801 (220 amino acids)
Biological process (GO): glutathione metabolic process
Cellular component (GO): cytoplasm
Molecular function (GO): glutathione transferase activity
Source: RefSeq, a predicted model, not a curated record
AUGACCAAUGUAGAACAGUAGAAGAACCUUUUAGGGUAUAAGUAGACACCUCUAGUGGGACCUAUUCAUUCCCCAACUGCCAAGUAAGAGUCGUUUUGAUCAUCUUCCUCUCCAUCUGCAUUUGCAAGUUCUGAAACAAUGGCGGACCAGGUGAUUCUGCUAGACGAAAAUGUCAGUAUGUUCGGGAUGCGGGUUAGGAUAGCCUUGGCGGAUAAGGGGAUCAAAUACGAGUACAAGGAGCAAGACUUGUUCAACAAAAGUUCUCCUCUUCUUCAGAUGAACCCAGUUCACAAGAAGAUUCCUGUUCUCAUCCACAACGGCAAGCCAAUCUGUGAGUCUCUCGUCAUUGUUCAAUACAUCGAUGAGGUCUGGAACAACGACAAGUCCUCUCUGCUUCCCUCCGAUGCUUAUGAGAGAGCUCAAGCUAGGUUUUGGGCCGAUUAUGUCAACAAGAAGGUGUAUGAUGUUGCGAGGAAGGUAUUGACCAAAGAAGGAGAAGAGCUGGAGGCAGCCAAGGAGGAGUUCAUAGGAGUCUGGAAGGUCUUGGAGGAUGAGCUUGGUGAUAAGCCCUACUUUGAAGGCGAAAAAUUUGGGUUUGUUGAUAUUGCUUUGGUCGGCUUCUGUAGCUGGUUUUACGCCUUUGAGACCAUUGGCAAUUUCAGCAUAGAGAGUAGGUUGCCCAAGCUUGUUUCAUGGGCCAAGAGGUGCAUGCAGAAGGAGACUGUGUCCAAAUCCCUUUGUGAUGAGAAGGUUGCCUACGACUUUGCUAUGAUGGUUAGGAAGAAGUUGGGCAUUGAGUAGGGUGUUCGUUGUAUUCUCUCAACGGUCCACGUCGAACCCUAAUCCACAGUUCAGACUGGAAUUGCAUCCCUUAAAAGAUGAGUGUUCAUCAUCACACAUGAUAUGUUGUGAUUAAUACUUAAUCAUUGUUCUUAGGGCACUCGUUAUCAAGACCCAUAUAUUAAAUAAUCAAUUUCAUUGCUAAUA